AUGAUUGUUGACUCUACACCUGAUAUCACUCACAUUGAUCAGUUAGCUAUUGUAUUACGAUACGUUAAUUUUGAUGGACAACCAGUUGAACGUUUUGUAAAAUUYCAAGAUAUUUAUGGGCAUACGGCUGAGUAUUUAACUGUUACUAUAGUUGAAAUAAUUAAGAACUUUGGUAUAGAUAUUAAAAACUGUGUUGGACAGUCAUAUGACAAUGCCAGUAAUAUGUCUGGAAAGUACUCAGGAUUACAAACRAGAAUAAGAAAACUAGCUCCCUUAGCACUAUUUUUACCUUGUGCGGCACACUCGUUAAACCUGGUCGGUGUUCAUGCAGUWGAAAAUUGUAACGGUGCAGUUGAAUAUUUUAGUAUAAUUCAAUCUAUUUAUAACUUUUUUUCGUCUUCAACUCAUCGUUGGAAAUUUUUAUGUGAACAUCAAAAAUGUAAUGAAACGCUAACUAUUAAAUCGUCUUCACAAACACGGUGGUCCGCAAAUGCUGAUGCANGUUCGACCGCGGCGUACCUUGUUUGUGUCUCGUUAAACUUUUUGCUCGCGUAG
Messenger RNA from Diuraphis noxia (Russian wheat aphid), 555 nucleotides. Its product is annotated as zinc finger MYM-type protein 1-like. The record is from RefSeq and is a predicted model, not a curated record. Lineage: Eukaryota; Metazoa; Arthropoda; Insecta; Hemiptera; Aphididae.